This is a messenger RNA of Spea bombifrons (plains spadefoot toad), 2726 nucleotides long. It is a transcript of the gene PCSK1, whose product is annotated as proprotein convertase subtilisin/kexin type 1. Gene Ontology annotation, molecular function: serine-type endopeptidase activity. The record is from RefSeq and is a predicted model, not a curated record. Gene Ontology annotation, cellular component: trans-Golgi network; Golgi membrane. The coding region runs from base 362 to 2590 and encodes 742 amino acids. Lineage: Eukaryota; Metazoa; Chordata; Amphibia; Anura; Pelobatidae. The transcript is spliced from 14 exons. Gene Ontology annotation, biological process: protein processing.
UGGGGGGCGUCUCCCUGUCUAAUGACACCGACCGAUCCCUCGCCGAGGUUGUAGAAUUGCGUGGAUCCCGACGUUCUAUUUUCGAAUCUCACCUCCCUCGGGAACACCGUAUAGAUUUAAGGCGCUGUAAGUGGCUUUGACGUAGUUUUGACGUGUAACUAAAUACUCAUUUCCAUUGAAUCUGGGGAAGGAUCGUGCAUUUUUCCCUCUGCCUUCCAGCUUAGAAACCACACGAGAGAAACCCGCUCACAUAGCAACAAGGGGAAAAAGAAGAAGCAGAAGAAGACUUUAUAUUUAUACAGCACUUAUUUUUCUAGCAUAUAUAUAAAUAUUGUAGAUUUUGCACAUACCACACACAGGCAUGGAUGGAAGAUUUUGGUCGUACCAAUACAUCGCUGUAGUUUCGAUUUUUUCUGCGUGCUGUUUAGUGUGUGUGACUGGGAUAGACAGACAGUAUGUGAAUGAGUGGGCUGCCGAGAUCCCAGGGGGGCCAGAAGAAGCCCAACUACUUGCAGAACAACUGGGGUAUGAAUUCCUUGGCCAGAUCGGAUCACUUGAAAACCACUAUCUAUUUAGACACAGAGCUCAUUCGAGAAGACAUCGAAGAAGUGCCCCUCGGAUUACAAAAAGGCUUGCAGAUGAUGAACGAGUGUCCUGGGCUGAACAGCAGUAUAUUAAACAGAGAAGUAAACGUUCUGCCUUCAGGGAAGACACAGAAAAGCUUUUUAAUGAUCCCAUGUGGAGUCACCAGUGGUAUUUGCAAGACACAAGAGUGAACCCCUCUUUACCAAAGCUGGAUCUGCACGUCAUUCCAGUGUGGAGAAAAGGAAUUACAGGGAAAGGAGUCGUCGUAACCGUGCUGGAUGAUGGUCUUGAAUGGAAUCACACAGAUAUAUAUGCUAAUUAUGACCCAGAUGCAAGUUAUGAUUUUAAUGAUAAUGACAACGAUCCUUUCCCUAGAUAUGAUAUUACAAAUGAGAACAAACAUGGCACCAGAUGUGCAGGUGAGGUUGCAAUGAUUGCAAACAACAAGAAAUGUGGUGUUGGAGUUGCAUACAAUGCUAAAGUUGGAGGAAUCCGUAUGCUAGAUGGUGUUGUAACAGAUGCAAUUGAAGCAAGUUCAAUUGGAUUUAAUCCACAACAUGUGGAUAUUUACAGUGCAAGCUGGGGACCCAAUGAUGAUGGGAAAACAGUGGAAGGACCUGGACGGUUAGCACAAAAGGCUUUUGAAUAUGGUAUUAAACAGGGCCGAAAUGGAAAAGGCUCCAUCUAUGUAUGGGCUUCUGGAAAUGGUGGUCGUCAAGGAGAUAAUUGUGAUUGCGAUGGGUAUACAGACAGCAUUUAUACCAUUUCUAUAAGCAGCGCCUCUCAGCAAGGACUGUCUCCCUGGUACGCUGAGAAAUGUUCGUCCACUCUGGCUACGGCAUAUAGUAGUGGAGAUUACACAGAUCAGAGAAUUAUAAGCGCUGACUUGCAUAAUGAUUGCACGGAGACUCACACUGGAACUUCCGCUUCAGCUCCCCUGGCUGCUGGGAUCUUUGCUCUUGCACUUGAACAUAACCCGAAUCUUACCUGGAGGGACAUGCAGCAUCUAGUGGUCUGGACAUCAGAGUAUGACCCAUUGGCUAAUAACCCCGGUUGGAAAAAGAACGGAGCUGGUUUAAUGGUAAACAGCAGGUUUGGAUUUGGGCUUCUCAAUGCCAAAGCACUUGUGGAUUUAGCUGAUCCUAAAACAUGGAAAGGAGUACCAGACAAGAAAAUCUGUGUUGUAAUGGACAGCGGUUUUAAACCCAGGUUUUUAAGAGCAGAAGGGGAAAUAAUUGUAGAAAUUCCCACUAAGGCAUGUGAAGGUCAGGAUAAUUAUGUAAAGUCCUUGGAGCACCUGCAGCUGGAAACCACUAUAGAAUAUACACGCCGUGGAGAUCUUCACAUCACGCUAACAUCACCAUCAGGAACCAGUACAGUCCUAUUAACUGAGAGAGAGAGGGACACGUCUCCUAAUGGCUUCAAAAAUUGGGAUUUUAUGUCUGUUCACACUUGGGGUGAGGAUCCCACUGGCACCUGGACCCUGAAAAUCACUGAUAUAUCAGGAAGACUGCAAAAUGAAGGAAGAAUUGUUAAUUGGAAGUUGAUACUACACGGGACAUCCACAAAACCUGAGCACAUGACCCAUCCCAGAGUCUAUACAUCUUACAACAUUGUCCAAAAUGAUCGUAGAGGUGUGGAGAAGCUGGUUGAUAUUGGCAAGGAGGACCUCAAUAACAAUUUUGUAACUGGCCAGCCAGGAACAACUGAAACCCCACAGGAGCAAAAUGAGAAAGAGGAGACCGCAAAAUCCCAGGCAAUGCUUCACCUUUUGAAAAGUGCAUUUGACAGAGAACAGGCUCCUUUCACGGCAGAAGAAACACCCAUCGCUAAACAUCAUUUGUAUUAUGUUCUGGAUAAAAUAAGUAAACAGCCAAACCCAAAGGACUCAGACGGUGACAUAUACAAUGAGUAUAUCGACCAUUUCUAUAAUACCAAGCCUUACAAACACAGAGAUGACAGACUGCUCCAAGCUUUCCUGAAUAUUAUAAACAAAAAACCCUAGAGUUACAUAGGGCUAGGUAUUCCACCAUGUUGGAAACAUUCAUGCCUUUCAACUGCCAUUCUAUUUUGGAUUUCAUUGGUUUUGGAGCCCAAUUAAAGUGCAAGUAAUACUAUUUCUUUAAAAAUAACAAAAACAA